Molecule: messenger RNA, 2436 nt
Organism: Spodoptera litura
Lineage: Eukaryota; Metazoa; Arthropoda; Insecta; Lepidoptera; Noctuidae
Source: RefSeq, a predicted model, not a curated record
ACUACAAUAACCUAUUCGGUCCCCGAAAAUCAAAACAAAUAAAGUGAUUGUAAUGUGACUGUGUGAGUGUACAAGAAAUUAUAUUAUUUAUGAUGGAAUCUACUGUUGGAAAAUUUAAAAAAAGCUCUAUCUUCCAAAACAAACUAAAUGUCGAGAAAGUGAAAACUGAAUACACAAACGCUUUAGCACAAAUGUGUUUAAACCAAUCUAGCGACGACCACCCAUAUCUAAUAAGUAUGGCCAGCAAGCAGGAUUUGAUCAAAAAUAUAUGGAAGGAAGGGAUUAAAUCGAACAAUGACAAAAGCUACACAAAUAUUUAUGAUGAAAUGGUCGGAGGAUAGUAAAAGUAACAACUGGGCAAUUGGAUGUUAUGCCUUGCAACAUCAAUUAAAUAGUGAAAUUCAAGGUAAUCGUCAAAGUGCGGCAUUUGAAAAUGUUUUUGCAUUUAAUACAUCACUUAAGAAUAUUGCAAAGUAUAAUGAAAGCGAUACAGAGUCUGAUAUAACAAACAAAAACUUAGACGCUACAUUGGAUGCAAGCAAUUCUAAAAUUGAUGAAUCAAAAGAAGGAUCAACUACAAUUUUGGCUGAUGACAGUUUGAAAAGUGGUGGAUCAAAAGAAGAACCAGUCAUGAUGUUGGUUGACAACAGUUCAAAAUUUGUUGAGUCAAUAGAAGAGCCAGUUGAUACACUGGAAGAUGGUGCAGUGAAAGACCUAGUUAUUAUACUAGAUGACAAUAGUACGAUGCAUGUUACAGAGAAAGAAAAACUAGAUGCUGUAUUGGCUGAUGAUAAUUCAAAUUGUAGUCAGUUGGCAGAAGAACUGAAUGAUAUACCACAAAACCUUACAGAAAAACAAGAUAUGAUAUCCAUACUGUCAUCAGAUGGUUCAAACUGUGCUAGUUUUGAAGAUAAACCAGAUGAUGUCUCAGAUAGUGAAUAUCCAAAAUGCGUCGGCAUUCAAAUCGAAGAUUCAGAUGACAUGUUUGACGAUGAUGAUUCAAAAUGUAUUGAAUUUACAGAACCAAGUAUUAUGUUGAAAUGUAACAAUGCAAAAUCUAGUGAAUUAGAAAAAGAAUCAGAUGUGGUAUUAGAAGAGAAAGUACCAAAAAGUGCUGGACUGCAAGAAAGACCAAAUGACAUAUCGAAUGAUGAUGCACCUAAAUGUAUUGAAAUGCAAUCGGACCCAGUUACGAGAUUUGAUGGUAUUUUUAAGUACAGUGAACUGACAGAAAAAAAAUCAGAUACAAUAUUAAAUGAAAACGAUUUAGGAUCAUCGAUUUGUGUUGAAAUGCAUUCAGGAUCAAAACCAACAUUGAGCGAUAAUGUUCCAAAAUGUCUUGAGGUGCCUACAAAGCAAGUUAUGAGAUUAGAUGGCGACAUUUCAAAAUCCGAUAAACAGACAAAAGAAUCCGAUUCCCUAUUAGAUGAUUACGAUCCAAAACGCACUGAAAUACAAGCAGAACCAAUUGCUAUUUUGCCUGACAUCAUUUUAAAACACAAUGAACUGACAAAGCAGCCGGAUGCGAUAUUAACUGCAGAUUUUAUUAAAUGUCAUGAAUUAAUGGAAGUCGAACCACAGUCAAUAUUGGACGAUAAAGAUCCAAAAUGUGUAGAAAUGAAAACAGACUCAAAUGUUACAUUGGAUGACAAUGGCGAACUGAAAGAAAAACUAGACGUGAUAAUGGACGAUUCUGGAUGCCAUGAAGUGGAAGCAGAACCUGAAAUUACAAAAAGCGAUAGAGAUCUAAAAUGUAUUGAAACGAAUACGACAUUAAACGACAACAUUUUAAAACCUGGUGAAGUGACCAAUGAAUGUAAUCUGAUAUUAAAUAACGACGAUCCUAACCUUGAUAAAAUGGACGUCGAUUCAAGCGCGAUACUGAGCGAUAAAGAUCCAAAAUGUAUUGAAAUGCAAACAAAUAUGGCAUUAAAUGACAUCUUAAAACACAGUGCAGUGACCAAAGAAUCUAAUUUAAUAUUAAAUAACGAAGAACCUGACCUUGAUAAAAUGGAUGAAGAUUCUGACGCGAUACUAAGCGAUAAAGAUCCAAAAUGUUUGCAAACAGAACCAAAUGCUACAUUAGAAGAUGAUACUUCCAAACAAAGUCAACUAACAGAAGAACCAAAUAUGAAACUGGAUGAUGAUCACGAAAAAGUAGCCAUCAUAGACGCUGACGAUUUAGAAAUUGAUGAACCGAAGGAAGAAGUUAAUGAUAGACUGAAAGUUGAUAGUUCAAAACCUACGGUAUUGAAAGAAUCUGAUGGUGGACCCAGCCUUACAACUAAACUUGAUAGUCCUAAGCCAUCUACAUCUGGUUUAACUAGUAAUGUCGAUUAUGAUAGUGAUGAUAGUGAUAUUGUUAUAGUUAGUGAGGACCCCUUGGCCUAGAAUUUUUUUUUUUGUAUUUUGUUAUACGGCUUUAGACACUCAAAU